AUGGCCAACAAUCUGUACUAUUUCUCCUACGAGGAAGACGAGAAACUCGUAAAUGCAAUUUCUCAACAUCCCAAUAUUUACGACGUACUGCACCCUCAGUACAAAAACAAAGAAGACAAGGUCGGUGUUUGGGCAAUGGUAUCUGAAGAGGUGGGAAGAUCAGUUGCAGACUGCAAAAGUCGAUGGAGGAAUAUAAGAAAUAAUUAUCGCAGAAGGAUCCGAAAACAAGUUGGAACUGGUUCUGUGACCUGUGCUCGCAAGAGAGUGAAGACGUGGCUGUUAGAGGGAAAACUCGCGUUUUUAAGAACUUGUACUCCAGAUAGAAAUAGAAGGUGUCUCUGCAAUAUGAACGGUGGCAACGAAGAAAACUCCUUAAACGGUCAAGAUGAUUUUGCCGGUUUCGAUAACUCUGAAGCUAGGCAAGAAAAUCCUGAAAUUACAGAAACAGAUUUCUUGCCUGAAACUCAUCUACCACAACAAACAUUUGCCAAUGACAGCUCAGUACAACAAAGACAAUCCCCUAAAUCUAAUAGAAAAAGAAUUAUUUCAAAACACAAACAUAGGUUGACAACGAAGAAACGAUCAACAAAAAGAGCUAUUAAGAAUCUUUUUGGGAAAUCCCAUGAAAAUGACGAUAUUAGUUUGUUCUUUAGAAGUGUCGCCAAAAGUGUACGUAAAAUGUCUCUUGACCUACAGCAGCAAGCUAAGGUCAAGACGUUGAAAUUGGUCUGUGAUUUAGAAUCUGAAAUGUGGACACAACGUCAGGGAACCUCUACGAUGAACCAAACGUCUGUCUCUUCGCUUUACGUAACUGCCUCUUCUAGCAACAACGCUGGGUCGUCACCAUCGUCGUCGUCCAAUGAGCAACCAUAGACAUGACCGUGCAUAUCAACAUCUUUCGCCCAACUCCAGGAUACAAGGUUGGUUGGCGAGAAGAAUCCGACAUGACCAUGAUAAUCAACACUUUUCACGUUCACACAUUGACAGUUAUUUGAUUUGAAAAUCUCUUCUGUGAUUAUUGUCAUUCCCAUGGAAUUUUGUACAAUAGCCAGUGAUCUUAAACCUUAUAGAUGAAUUAUGAAUUUGAUAUUCAAAGUGUUUUCUUCCGUUUCCAGAAGCUUUAACUGUUCUUUAGUUACUUUUUUAG
Molecule: messenger RNA, 1147 nt
Organism: Macrosteles quadrilineatus (aster leafhopper)
Lineage: Eukaryota; Metazoa; Arthropoda; Insecta; Hemiptera; Cicadellidae
Exons: 3
Coding region: 1-873 (290 amino acids)
Biological process (GO): regulation of transcription by RNA polymerase II
Cellular component (GO): transcription regulator complex; nucleus
Molecular function (GO): DNA binding
Source: RefSeq, a predicted model, not a curated record